AUGUCGUUGCAACGACGCGAAACCGCGAAUUUGGACGAGCUGGCUGCUCCUGCGCCACUGGAUACUUCAGGGGACGAAUAUGCAGGACCUGUCCCGACAGCGGCGGAUCCGGAAGAGCCUAGUCCUCGCAGCUCACCCCGGCUGCCUUCGAUAUCUUCUCGUCGACGACGGUCACACAGCUUGCAUCAUGGUGGAACAGCAGCAGCAGACCAUGCAUCAACAUCAUCAUCAAUCCCAUAUGCUGCCAAUCUGGGAGAAGUCGGGCCUGAUCCCGUGCAGAACCCCGAUGAGCGGCGCUUCUCCUUGCAUACGACGCUCGAGGAUUUCCGACAGGGGCGGCGCCAGCGGUCGUCUACACCGCCUCAAGGACGACGACGGGAAAGCCGGAGCCGCGGGCGUCGCCGAUCUCGUGCAAAUAGCAUCAUGGUCGGCGAGCUGGGCCAUCUUCGCCGGCAUCCCUCGUACGCAGAACGACAACAGAGCCUGGAAAUGCCCGACAGAUAUGCAAAUCUCGACGAGCUGGGCCCGCCUCCUAUUGAUGAGCCCUAUGAAGACACCCAACCACGCACUACUAUCCGAAGACGAGCAACCAUUCAAACUCCACCGCCAAACAGACGUGCUACUGCCACCGGUGGUGGCGCCCCCAGAGAGUCUUCAGCAAUCCGACGGCGGCGGUCGUCAGUGUUUGGUUCAGAGAGCCCGGAAGCAGGAGGAGGAGAUGAGCACAUCGAGUUUGAUCUCCCCGACAACUUUGCCAAUCUCGACGGACUCGCGGGCCCGUCUCCGCUCCAGAAUCCCCACGAGGCGGCAUACUACCGGCAUCGGUCGCUGGAGGAGUCGCGCGCGUGGGAAAAGGAGCACCGACGAGAAGAACUCGAGCGGCGGCGCAGUCGCGGCGCGUCGCUUGCCGGUGAAUUGCAAGCUGCCCAGGCGCAUGUUGCGGCCCAGGACGCCGCGAGAAAGGCGGAAAAGGAACGCCUCGAAGCCCUGGCCCAGCAAGAGCGGCCAUGGUAUCGCAAAUACGCCCUCUCUUCUACCAACGCAACCCAACUCUACACAGUCUCCUACCUCAUCUUCUUCUCCAUCUUCGGCACCCUCGCCCGGCUCGGCCUGCAAUGGCUCACCAUGUACCCCGGCGCACCUGUCGCCAUGGGCGAACUCUGGGCCAAUUUCGCAGGCAGCCUGUUUAUGGGUUUCCUCAGUGAAGACCGCAAACUGUUCCGCGAAGAAUGGGGCAAAUCGGUCAAAGUCGCAGAAGCAGAGGCCGAGGCCGAGGCCGAGGCGGACGCAGAGGGAGACACGACGACCACGACCACCACUUCUACACCUCCCAACGAAUCCCCUCCCAAUGGAGAGAGCAACGGCGCAUCCUCAUCUACCAUUGACGACACCGAAAAACAAGCAGGACAACAAGAACAACCACCCCCGCCCCCGCCCGCCGACCGCGCCGCUCUGCUCGCCGCCCACGUCAAAGUGAAAAAGACACUGCCGCUCUUCAUCGGCCUCGCCACGGGCUUCUGCGGUUCCUUUACCACCUUUUCGUCCUUUAUGCGCGACACUUUUCUCGCGCUCUCCAACAACCUGCCCACGCCCGUCUCGCACCCCUCUCCCGUGGCUGUAUCUUCGUCAUCCACUGUCCCCCGCAACGGCGGAUACAGCUUCAUGGCCGUCCUGGCCGUCCUCAUCCUGACGCUCUGUCUCUGCAUGUCCGCGCUCAAAAUCGGCGCACACCUCGCCCUCUUGCUCGAGCCCGUCCUCCCUACGCUCCCGUUCCUCUUUAUGCGCAAAGUCUUUGACCGCGUCAUGGUCUUUGUCGCGUGGACGUCCUGGCUCGGCGCCGUCUUUCUCGCCAUCUGGCCUCCUGACCGCUCUUCUUCUUCAAAAGACCACUGGCGCGGCGAGGCCGUCUUCGCCAUCGUCUUCGCCCCGCUCGGCUGCCUGCUCCGUUUCUACCUGAGUUUGCUGCUCAACGGCCUCGUCGCCUCUUUUCCCCUCGGCACGUUUACCGUCAACGUCUUUGGCACUGCUGUGCUCGGCAUGGCGUAUGACUUGCAGCACGUCCGUCUUCCUGCUGGCGGCGGUGGUAGUACGGCAGCAUCCCUGGGCAUUGUCGGCGGCGGCGUCACGGGCUGUCAGGUCCUCCAGGGCAUCAUGGACGGCUUUUGCGGCUGCUUGACCACCGUGAGCACUUGGGUCAUGGAACUCAAUGGCUUGAGAAGACGACACGCGUAUGUCUACGGCCUCGUCAGCGUCGGCGUGUCUCUUGCGCUCUUGGUCCUCAUCAUGGGCAGUGUCCGCUGGACGGUCGGGUGGAGUUCGCCUGUCUGUUCUACCGGAGCUAGAUAGUCCCUCUAUUAUUA
Molecule: messenger RNA, 2360 nt
Organism: Xylona heveae TC161
Lineage: Eukaryota; Fungi; Ascomycota; Xylonomycetes; Xylonales; Xylonaceae
Exons: 1
Coding region: 1-2346 (781 amino acids)
Biological process (GO): fluoride transmembrane transport
Cellular component (GO): membrane
Molecular function (GO): fluoride transmembrane transporter activity
Source: RefSeq, a predicted model, not a curated record